Molecule: messenger RNA, 2217 nt
Organism: Haliotis rubra (blacklip abalone)
Lineage: Eukaryota; Metazoa; Mollusca; Gastropoda; Lepetellida; Haliotidae
Exons: 3
Coding region: 1-1674 (557 amino acids)
Cellular component (GO): membrane
Molecular function (GO): zinc ion binding
Source: RefSeq, a predicted model, not a curated record
AUGGAGGAGAUAGUUAUCAUUAUAUUCCAGGCUGUGUAUGUGACGGCGACACUUCCGUACAUCUUCCUCUUCAUCCUGCUUAUCCGGGGCCUGACUUUGCCAGGUGGACCAACAGGAGCCCUAUUCUUCCUGACCCCAGUGUUCAGCAAAUUACUGGACAUACAGUGGACAAGAAGUCUGAAAUCUCUACCAGCUGUCGAAUCUUCCGACAUUGAAGCAUGGACGACGAACUGCCGCAUUCCAGCAGCUCUCCACAAGAAAGCUUACAGCAAUUUCGUUGAAUCCUACAUUCACGAUGUUGAAGUGCGGACAGCAUGUGAUGGAAGCUUCAUUAGAGCAAAGUGUUUCAAAUCAAUGAAGAAGAAUGAUUUCCCUCAUACACUGAAUAUUAAGAUUACCCAGCAUGAAGAUUGUGAUGGUAUUACUAUUAGUAACUGUUCAUGUUCAUGUAAGGCUGGAGCAGGUGACUGCAACCACAUACUUGGUUUGUUAUAUCUUCUUCACCAUUACAAUAUGUGUGGAUUCAAGACUGUCCCCUCAAUAAUCAGCAAAACAUCUUUACCUCAAGCCUGGCAUGUUCCAAGAACUAAAGGUAUUAUGCCGAAGAAAAUAAGUGACAUAAAGAUCAAUAAAGUUAAAUUUCCAACAUCAAAACCAGCCAAGGUGAGAAGAAUUCAAGGAGUACAUUCCACAUUUUAUAAUCCUAUCAUGUCACCAUUACCAUGUCAAGAAUUUACUUCAACACUUUCUCAAAAUUUGGAAAAUGUGAACUCAUCAGCUCAAAUUAGAUCAUGUUUAGCAUCUGCAGAGAUACAAAUGGUUGACAGUGAACUUGGUCCAGUUCCUAAGGGAUGUGUUCUGUCAUACCAACGUCCUGUAAAAAUCAACAUGGAAUCUGACAUUUUUUCCAAUCACCCACACAUUAAGGAUGCUCCUACUUUCACAUUGCCAGAUGUAGUAUGUAAUAUAUCAACAGUUUUGACACAUGGUCAGCAAGAUGUUUUUGAUGGAUUGAACAUUUCAAAGGAAGAUUCAGUUGAAAUAGAAGUUGGAACAAGGUCUCAAUCUGACAGUGACAUGUGGCAUGAUUUGCACUCAGAUAGAUUGACAUCUUCAAAUUUCAAACCUGUUUAUUCCAGAAAAGGUGACUAUCACAAACUUGCUGAGAGACUUUGUCCAAAAAAGUGUCAAACGAAGAGGAAAAAUAUUGUGACAGAUGCUAUGAAGUAUGGAAUUGAACAAGAGCAAACCGCAGCAAAGUGUUAUGCUGAAAGGACUAACAAUAAUGUUUUCAAAUGUGGUUUUGUUAUAAAUCCAAGUUGCCCCCAUUUAGGCACAUCACCAGACCGUAGAGUCUAUGAUCCAACAUCCCUUCCAGCAUUUGGUUUGCUUGAAAUAAAAUGUCCAUCAAGUGUUGACUCUAUCACAGAACUGAAGUACUUACAUCUGGUGAAUGGAGUGUACAAACUCAGAUUAUCAGACAAAUAUUACUGUCAAGUCAUGGGACAGAUGGCACUAACUGGUUCUAAGUGGUGUGACUUUUUUGUCAUGUGUAAAAGUGACUUUCAUCUUGAGAGAAUAUAUUUCUCUCAACGGAAGUGGGAAGAUAUCAAAAUAAAAUUAGACAUAUUCUACUUCAAUCAUUACCUGCCACAUCUUUGCAAUUGUAAGUAAUCUUGUGUGUGUGUAUCUACAGAUGACAUGAAUACAGACCAGAGUUGGCAUUUUAUCAAUAAUUUUAUUGUUUACAUGACAUGUAUCUCCUCUCCAUGGGAUUUGAAAUGAUCAAAAUAUAUGACUAUUGAAAACAUUAAAGGAACUGCAGUAUUUAAAAACAAAUGUUUCAAGUUCAUUCAAUGCUGUUCCAUAGGGCUGCAAUGAAUACACUAUGUGGCAAAUAUGAUGCGUAUCAUGAAUAUUGGAUAACAAUUACGAAUUAUUAUUCACGUAAACAAUAUUGCAGAUACAAAUAUGGUGUAGACAGCACUAAGUGCAGUCUAGAUAAAUAUGUGAAAUCGCACCCUGGCCAAUACCAGUGACAGCUUCAAAAUUUCUAUUACAUUUAACUUUAUUGCCAUGUCAAAAAAAGAAAGAAAUUUGAAGCAUGUUGCACAUGAACAAGGAAAUAGGACAUUUCUACACAUUCCGUAAACAUUGUACAUAUAUGAGAGAUCAAUGAUGAUGAAGUUGAAUAUUUGCAUAUGAACAUGUUCAUAU